Hemicordylus capensis (graceful crag lizard) is the source of this 883-nucleotide messenger RNA. Its product is annotated as serotriflin-like. Gene Ontology annotation, cellular component: extracellular region. The coding region runs from base 11 to 883 and encodes 290 amino acids. The transcript is spliced from 8 exons. NCBI's taxonomy places the organism in Eukaryota, Metazoa, Chordata, Lepidosauria, Squamata, Cordylidae. The record is from RefSeq and is a predicted model, not a curated record.
UCCACCAGCAAUGUCUCUCCUGGUGACCCUUUUAGCCCUGGCUACUGGUCUUCACCACUGUGUCGGAAAGGAGCAAGAUGCUGCAGUUUAUGCUGCAUUGUCAACUGAUUUGCCAAACAUACAGAAGGAAAUUGUGGACAAGCACAAUGCCCUAAGAAAACAGGUGGAGCCAACAGCUUCCAACAUGCUGAGGAUGGAAUGGAAUGAGACAGCUGCAAUUACUGCAAAGAACUGGGCUGUUCGGUGCAACCAAGUUCACAGUCCUGCAGAUGUAAAAACAAUUGAUGGUGUAGAAUGUGGAGAAAAUCUCUUUAUGUUAAAGCAGCCUAUGCCAUGGUCAUUCAUAAUUCAAGAAUGGUUUAAUGAGAGAAAAAAUUUCAUAUAUGGAAAGGGGGGAAAGCAACCAAAUGCGAUGAUUGGACAUUAUCUUCAGGUGGUUUGGUAUAAAUCCUACAAGAUUGCAUGUGCAGUUGCUCAGUGUCCAAAUAGCAAAUAUAACUAUUUCUACGUUUGCCAUUACUGUCCGUCGGGAAAUGAUUUUAAAACACCUCAUACACCUUACAAACAAGGAAAGCAGUGUGGUGAUUGUCCUAAUAAUUGUGAAGAUGGAUUAUGCAAGAUGUGGGGAAAGACACUGGAUGUCAAGCCCUUCCAUGAGGGGGAUGAAUUUUCUGACGAGGAGCCAGCAGGCAUGCUCAUUCCUGACGAGGAGCUGGCUCAGGAACCCACCCACAAGCUUGACAGGGGACUCUCUGUUGAAGCCACCCAGUCAGCACCCUACCAGCAUGCUACCCGGGGCAAUUGCCCCAUGAUCAGCUGCCACCUUGUGGUGGAAGAAAGGAAUGGCUUCAUUGGACCUGCAGAUCUGACUACACACCCCUAG